AUGCGGGCGCUCACGGAGCCCCCCGUCCUGGCUGAAUUUCCCCUCUCUCUCGUCUCCCCUGCGAACCCUGCAGAGCAAUUCGUGGAGAAGUCCUCCUGCGCGCAGCCCUUGACCGACCUGUCGAGCCUGGAGGCGCACGGGGACUUCAGCGCGAGCCCCGCGUCGCUCUGCACCGAGCCCCUCAUCCCCACCACCCCCGGCAUCCCCAGCGAGGAGAUGGCCAAGAUCUCCUGCAGCCUGGAGACCAAGGAGCUCUGGGACAAGUUCCACGAGCUGGGCACCGAGAUGAUCAUCACCAAGUCGGGGAGGAGAAUGUUCCCUACCAUCAGGGUUUCCUUUUCGGGAGUGGAUCCUGAAGCCAAGUACAUUGUGUUAAUGGAUAUAGUUCCUGUGGACAAUAAAAGAUACAGAUAUGCCUACCACAGGUCUUCCUGGCUAGUGGCUGGAAAAGCUGACCCUCCACUCCCUGCAAGGCUGUACGUGCACCCUGACUCACCAUUCACAGGAGAGCAAUUGCUAAAGCAGAUGGUGUCGUUCGAGAAAGUGAAGCUCACAAACAACGAGCUGGAUCAGCAUGGCCAUAUCAUUUUAAACUCCAUGCACAAGUACCAGCCAAGGGUCCACAUUAUUAAGAAGAAGGAUCACACAGCAUCUUUGCUAAAUCUGAAAUCUGAAGAGUUCAGGACAUUUAUCUUUCCAGAAACAGUUUUUACAGCUGUUACUGCUUAUCAGAAUCAAUUGAUAACCAAGUUGAAAAUUGACAGCAACCCUUUUGCUAAAGGAUUCCGGGACUCCUCCAGACUCACUGAUAUCGAGAGAGAAAGUGUGGAGAGCCUUAUCCAGAAGCAUUCCUAUGCCCGAUCCCCUAUUCGAACCUAUGGAGGAGAAGAUGAUCUAGGAGAUGAGAAUCAGGCAACACAAAGCAGAGGAUCAGCUUUUACAACAUCCGAUAACCUAUCCCUCAGUUCCUGGGUAUCCUCCUCAACCAGUUUUCCUGGAUUUCAGCAUCCGCAGUCUUUGAGCGCCCUGGGUACCAGCACUGCGUCCAUAGCUACGCCCAUUCCUCAUCCCAUCCAAGGAUCUCUGCCUCCAUACAGCCGCUUGGGAAUGCCUCUUACCCCUUCAGCUAUUGCCAGCUCCAUGCAAGGUAGUGGCCCCACUUUCCCCUCCUUCCACAUGCCAAGGUACCACCAUUAUUUUCAGCAGGGCCCUUAUGCAGCUAUCCAGGGACUGCGUCACUCCUCCGCGGUGAUGACGCCGUUUGUAUGACUGACCUAAGACAAGAGAAACACGAGAUUUUAAGCUUUCAAGUUCGGCAUGA
Messenger RNA from Tinamus guttatus (white-throated tinamou), 1321 nucleotides. Lineage: Eukaryota; Metazoa; Chordata; Aves; Tinamiformes; Tinamidae. The record is from RefSeq and is a predicted model, not a curated record.